Messenger RNA from Eucalyptus grandis, 1172 nucleotides. Its product is annotated as kinetochore protein SPC24 homolog. The record is from RefSeq and is a predicted model, not a curated record. Lineage: Eukaryota; Viridiplantae; Streptophyta; Magnoliopsida; Myrtales; Myrtaceae. Gene Ontology annotation, biological process: regulation of chromosome segregation; protein modification process. The transcript is spliced from 4 exons. The coding region runs from base 123 to 641 and encodes 172 amino acids.
CCUUCUUCCAGUUUUCCCUCUCCAGUCCACAUCGUCUUCUUCUUCGAUCUUCCCUCUUCUCUGGCACGAACCCAAGCUCGAAGCUCUCGCCCAUCGAGUGGAAGCGAAGGCGGGGGAAAGGGAUGGGGGAUUCCUCUCGGAGCAUCGAUCUGGAGAAGCUCGUCUCCUACAGCGACGACCUCGCCCAGGUCCUCAGGGACGACAAGGACGUCGCCGCCCUCGCCCAGUGCCUCCGCCACUCCGACGCCCUCCGCUACUCCUACGACGCCGACCUCGCCGGACUUCGGUCCUCGAUCCUGGAGUAUGAGGAAAAGAUUGAUGCUUGCAAGAAGAAAACUGAAGCAGUGAGAUCUGAAGUUGCUGGAGAUGUUGAUAUUGACCAACUCCAGAAAGAACUGCAAGAGGAACUUGAGAAGGAACGACUGCUUAUGGAGGAUUUGAGAAUUGUUGCCAAUGAAAUUAAUGAGCUAGAUCUCCAAAGGAUUUCCAUUGAGGAGAGGAACCAAGUUUUGAAGAAACUUGAGCAAAAUGAGCGGAAAGAACAGGAGAAAAGGGUGGUGGAUGAGUUUGAGUUCGACUCAACAAAGAUGACCACCUUUGACACGUGCACCAAUAUCUGGAGGAUGAUUAGUAACUCAUAGAUAUUAGACGGCAAUACAGCACGUCUACUCACUCUACAUUUAUCUGGCUGCCGGAGAUUCUGCUUGAGCUCCCCUUCAUGCAUCGUCUCUUCUUUUCAUUCACCAUGUAAAGGGUAAGGUGAAUGGGCUCCUUCAGAAGAACCCGAUUGGAUUGUCCCGAUCUUGGGGGAUCUGUUGAUUCCUCUCUUUAUCAGUGAAAGUACUCACAGGAAUGAAGUGUGAUCAGCGCGUUUUUCUGUAUCAUAUGUGUUCUCGACCAAUCAGUGGUUGAGGUGGGGGAUGGGACUCCAUUGACUGCUUCACCGUAUUUCUGGGUAUUCCAUUCUAACAAAACUGUGUCAAGAUUGGGGAAGAACUUGUACGUGCAAUCAUUCUUCUGUUUCAUAAGUGAUUCGUAUCAGUAGCUUUAGAAAUUUGUAGGCCUAUAGAAAUUUUGAACUGGUUGUAAAUGCAGGUUUUGGUGUGUAUUCUUGUAAAUCAUACCGUGCUACCAUCUCUUGAGAUAAUCCAUGUUUUUUACUUUAUUUUUUA